This is a messenger RNA of Spinacia oleracea (spinach), 5439 nucleotides long. RefSeq lists its product as uncharacterized. The record is from RefSeq and is a predicted model, not a curated record. Lineage: Eukaryota; Viridiplantae; Streptophyta; Magnoliopsida; Caryophyllales; Amaranthaceae. The transcript has 9 exons. Bases 822 to 4832 code for a protein of 1336 amino acids.
AACCAAAAUCCCCCAUUUUCCUCUUCUUCUCCCCCUCCCGGUUCUCUUUCCUCCCCCCAAACACCACCAGAUUCUCUCUAUCUUUCUUCCCCUUAUUCAUUCUUUUUCCUUCUAAUUUUUCAAAUUUUCUUAACUCAAAAUACAAGACAACAAACCCAAAUAUCUGAUUCUACCCCCUUUCCUAUUUUAUUGGGGUAUUUUUCCAUUUCUUGCGAUCUUUUAACCUCUGCUUUUGAUGGUGUUUUCGUGUUCUUUUGUUGUAGCAUAACUUUUGUAGAAUUUAACAACCAUCAAUUCCCACUUGGGAUUUCUCCUUUUCUUUCGAAUUUCAGCAUCCAAUUAUCCAUUUUUCGACAUUUUCAGCUCCUUAUUAUUGCACCACUUUGGGAUAGUUCCUCCAUUUUUUUCAAGCUAGGGUUUUCUUUACCAAAGUUGGGUAACCCAAAAUUCCUUUAAUCUAUCCAUUUAAAGUCUGAUUUUUAGGGGUUUAUGGGUUACAAUUUGUUGGGAUUUUUUAAAAUUUUUUUGGGGUUGGAUGAUCAUUGCAGUAGCUUAACUUUUCUUGUUCUUGGAGCUAUUGUUGUAGCAUCAAAUUCGUAGUUGAGUUGUAGUUUGUAAUAUACAGCGUUUGACUUGAUUCAAUUUGCAAAGUUGGUUAAUGUGAAUUAAUUUCAUUUUUUCUGUUUGGAUUAGGGAUUAGAAUACGUAUUUUGCUGUAUUCUUAAUCUGUGUUGUUAGUUACUGGUGGCCUGGUGGGUGGGACUUUUGUUGUUGUUGCUUAGGAGUAGUGUUUUGAGUAAAGGAAAUUAGCCUUUGCUUGUAUGGGUGGGCAUGAGGGAUGGCCACAACCGAGUGGGCUACAUCCGAACGGACUGUUACCCAAUGAAUCCUAUUCGGCUAUUCGUGUUCUUGAUUCAGAAGGAUGGUCGAAAGCUGAGGAGAGAAUUGCAGAGCUUAUUGCCUGCAUUCAGCCGAACCAGCCAUCCGAAGAGAGACGAAAUGCCGUUGCAGAUUACGUGCAGCGGUUGAUCACAAGAUGCUUCCCUUGUCAGGUUUUCACUUUUGGGUCUGUUCCUUUGAAGACGUAUUUGCCGGAUGGGGACAUUGACUUGACAGCAUUUAGUAAUAACCAGUCUCUUAAAGAGACGUGGGCUAUUCAAGUGCGUGAUAUAUUAGAAAGUGAAGAGAAGAAUGAAAAUGCUGAAUUUCAUGUGAAAGAGGUGCAGUAUAUUCAGGCAGAAGUCAAAUUAAUAAAGUGUCUUGUGGAAAAUAUUGUUGUGGACAUAUCAUUUGAUCAGUUGGGUGGGUUAUGCACCCUGUGUUUCCUUGAGGAGGUUGACCAUUUGAUUAAUCAGAACCACCUGUUUAAGCGUAGCAUUAUAUUGAUCAAAGCCUGGUGCUACUACGAGAGUCGCAUAUUAGGUGCUCAUCAUGGGCUUAUUUCAACUUAUGCCUUGGAGACCUUGGUUCUUUACAUAUUUCAUGUUUUCAAUAAUACUUUCACGGGACCUUUAGAGGUUCUUUAUAGGUUUUUGGAAUUCUUUAGUAAUUUUGAUUGGGAUAAUUUUUGCGUCAGCUUAUGGGGUCCUGUACCCAUUAGCUCACUUCCUGAUGUAACUGCGGAGCCUCCUCGCAAAGAUAGUGGAGAAUUGCUGUUAAGUAAAUUGUUUCUUGAUGCUUGUAGUUCUGUAUAUGCUGUCUUCCCUGAAGGCCAAGAAAAUCAGGGGCAACCCUUUAUAUCGAAGCAUUUCAAUGUCAUUGAUCCUUUGCGUGUGAACAAUAACCUCGGAAGAAGUGUCAGUAAAGGUAACUUUUACAGAAUUCGAAGUGCUUUUGCGUUUGGGGCAAAGAGGCUAGCCAGACUACUAGACUGUUCUGAAGAGAACAUUGUUUUUGAGUUAAACCAGUUCUUUAUGAACACAUGGGAGAGGCAUGGUAGCGGUGUCCGUCCUGAUGCCCCUAGUAGUGACUUGUGGCCCUUGUUGAAUAAUCCAGAUAAUCGAUCAAACAAUCAAGAUAAUGCCUCAAGUAGCAAGAAUUCAAAUAAUAAUGCAUCUAUUCGAGAAAUUGUGACUGAGAUGCCUCAGAUUAAUCGGCCUCUAUCUUCUCAACUUGCUAGUUAUCCCUUGGAAAGCACUUCCAAAAGCAAUGGUGUUCUUGCCGUUUCUUGUGCACAGGGUCAGAAAGGUUCCGAGAAUCCGAAUGGCUCAAGGAUAGCAGAGCAGGUUGAAAAAAGCAAUUCUGCUCAGAGUGUACGAAUCGAUAGAAAUAAAAAAAGCAUGAAACCUGAUAACUUGCUCAAUGAAGUACAGGGGAAGUAUCUUUUUGCCCGGACACGGUCAAGUCCUGAACUCACUGAUGCAUAUUAUGACGUCUCUUCUUCAAGAGGGAGGCGUAGUAAACCUACUGAAAGUGGGAGAUGUCAGGUUGCUUCGUCAAAGAUGGAUAGCAAUCGAAGGAAAAACACAGCUUCUGAAAUCGUGUCAACUCAAAGUACUUUAUCCUCAUCAGACGAUCUCUUACCUGGGAGGCCCAAUUCAUCUCAUCAUGUUAUAGAUGUUGCUGCUGAUUCAAUCAGUAAUUCAAAUAGCUAUGUUGAUGAGUCUGGAACUGGCAUUGUUAGUGAGGAUAACUCUUCCAUAGUGGGAGCACAAGGGAUGCAUCAAGAGGAGCAAGAUCUUGUAAAUAUGAUGGCGUCCUCCUCUUUACAUAAUUUUGGUGGACAGGUACCUAUGCCACUGAAUUUGGCAUCGAGUCAUAAUUUUGGUGGACAGGUACCUAUACCAAUACCCCAAUCAGUGCUUGCUUCUAUGGGAUAUGGUCAGAGAGGCAUGGCUGGGAUGUUCCCUGCUAAUAUUCCCUUGAUUAAUCCUCACUGGGCUGCAAACCUGCAGUUUCAGCAAGGUUUGAUUUCAUCUCCGUUAACUCGAUAUUUCCCAGGAGUUGGGUUGCCUACAAAUUCUGAGGAUUUAAUUGAACAAGCUGAUGAAAGUUUUGGUUCUGUGGAUAUUGCUCGACAAAGUGCUGAUACUGAUUAUUGGCAUGAGCGAGAUGUGACUUCGAGUGGAAGGUUUGUCCAAGAUGAUGGAAGUUUAGAGACGCUCCAUGCAGAUGACAGACAGCCUUCAACUUCUGGUAAUUCCAGCUUUGUUCCCUCGUCUCGUAUAGCUAGUUCUGGCAGUACAUUUAAAGUACAGCCACAAAUGAUCAAGGAGCUUCGAACAUCAAUGAAAGAUGAUUAUGUGGAAAAAUUCCAGCGCCAAGAUAACCGAGAAAAUGAAGUUUACUCAGUUGAUAGAGUUUCGAGUGCUAGGUUCUCUUCUGCUUCUCAGGCUGGUUCCGCGAAGACAUCAUCUGAGAGUUCCUGGGACGGAUCAUCUGCAAGAGUGUCAAAGGCAGGCAGGGAAAAGCGAGGGAGGAAAACAGUUGCUUCAGCUGCAGUACCUUCUAAUGUUCAUGGAAAAGAUAAAAGUAUCUACGAAAAUUCGACUGCUGAGUUAGAUGAUGAGACUAGAGAUUGGAACAUCGUGUCCACAAAAGGGAUAGAUAUUGAUGAAAGAAGAACAGCUUCUCAACAUGCAUCCACUCUGCAUGCCCCUAGAAAUCACUUGCCUGGUUUUGAAGCUGCACAAACGAGUGGAUCUGAUUCAGUCAUGCCUAUUGCUCCUAUGCUUUUAGGUCCUGCCUCGCGGCAAAUCACAUUCUAUCCCACUGGACCACCAGUACCUUUCUUUACAAUGCUUCAUUUCCCUCCCGAGGCUGGAAAUUCUGAUCCAUCAAGUUAUCCUCUGCACGCAGAGGUGGGCUCAGAUAAUGUUGAUUCCGAGCCAAACACCGGUUUGUCUGCUGGGCCUGAUGUUUUGAGUACCUAUAAUUCCACGAAGAGAACAAUUGCAGCAGAGCCAUCGAUAGAACCAAAGUCAGAUAUUCUUAACAGCGACUUCGCUAGCCAUUGGCAAAAUCUGCAAUUUGGACGGUUUUGCCAGAGCCCACGGUUUCCUGCACCAGUUGUUUGUCCCUCCCCUGUACCUCCUAUGUACUUACAGGGUCGCUUUCCUUGGGAUAAUCCGGGAAGACCUCUUGCAGCUGACCCAAACCUUUUAUCUCAGUUUAUGAGUUAUGGUCCUCACGUUGUGCCUGCUGCUCCUGUUCAGACAGUGUCCAGUGGACCCUCUAAUGUCUACCAACACUAUAAUGAUGAACUACCAAGAUAUCGAAGUGGAACUGGAACCUAUCUACCGAAUCCUAAGGCUUCUGUUAGAGAUCGGCAUUCUUCUGGAGCGAGAAGAAACAGUUACAACUAUGAUAGAAGUGAUCAAGGUGACAGAGAAGGAAACUGGAAUGCUGCAAAAGCAAAAGCUGCAGGGCGUAGUCACAACCGUAGCCAAGCCGAGAAGUCGAGGAUUGAUCGAGUGGCAGCCAGUGAGGGUCGGGCCGACAGACCUUGGUCUAACUACAGGCAUGACCAUAUACCUUCGUAUCAGGCUCAGAAUGGCCCGUCAGGGCCUAACUCGUCCCAGAGCAGCUCAGUGAACGUGGGUUAUGGGAUGUACCAGUUUCCGGGCCUGAACCCGAGUGGGAAUGGAUCCAGGGUUGUGAUGGUAUAUCCAUAUGAUCACAACUCCGGGUAUGUAUCGCCCGGGGAGCAGCUUGAGUUUGGUUCUCUUGGUCCCAUGAGUAGUAGUAGUGUUGGCACAAAUGAUGCAUUGCAAUCCAUUGAUGGAACUCGGUUGAGGAGAGCAUUUGAGGAUCAAAGAUUUCAUGGAACCUCUGCACAACAGUCUUCUUCGCCAGAUCAACCAUUGUCCCCUCACUUCCAAAGGAGGAUUUGAUUAUUUUGCCAGAUCAUUGGCCCAAAGGAAGUACCAGCUGAAAGAUGAAGAAGACUUUCCACCGUUGGUGUUCCAAAAUCCAGGACAAGAUGGUGGGAGGAUCUGUAAACAACAGAAACACUCCCUUCAUCACACUCUGAUGUUUGCACAACAAGCAUAGCAGGUUUUGGGGUUUUGUUGGCGAAGGGGUUUCCGCUGGCUUCUUCUGUACACGACCUGUUCCAGCUCCAAGAAUGGAGGAUUGUUGAAACAGUGAAAGAUGACAUUAAAUGUUUUAAAAUUCUCAUUUUCCAUUAAAUGCGACAGGGGUGGUGAAAGGAGCAUCGGAUCGAGGCAUUUGCCAGUUACAAUUUUUUAGGGUCUGACACACUGUAACUUAGUCCAAACUAGCUUGUAGAAACUAUAAUCAGGGCUUUCCUAGCCCUGUCGAGCAUCAGUUUUUCAUUCUUACCUACUGUACUCCAUUUGGGGGUUGCGAGGUUCUUGAUAAAAAAAAAAAAAAAAAAAGAGCACGUUCCAUACUAAUUUUCAUGUAGUUCAAUUUGAUAAAAAACAGUGUAGCAAAAUCAUCCUCAUAGUUUUAAAGAAUAGUUAGAAGUUUUUGAUA